Molecule: messenger RNA, 510 nt
Organism: Lathyrus oleraceus (garden pea)
Lineage: Eukaryota; Viridiplantae; Streptophyta; Magnoliopsida; Fabales; Fabaceae
Exons: 1
Coding region: 1-510 (169 amino acids)
Source: RefSeq, a predicted model, not a curated record
AUGAGGAUUCAUUGGAAUAGAGUGAUCAGAUGGAUGGCAUUUGAGGCUUUCAAGCUAAAAGGCCUCUCUGAACAAGUCCGAAACGAAUUCAUUAGAGAAGCUGGAGAGAGGUUGCAGGACCAUCUAGCCAGAGAGGCAGAAGAGAGAGCUCAUAGAGAAGUUGAAGAAAAAGAUCGCCUGGAAGAAGAAGAAAGAGCAAGAGAAGCUGCAGAAAAGGCUGCCGCUGAGGUUGCUGCUGCUACAGAAGUUGAAGCCAAAGCCAAGGUUAAUGCUGAAGAAGCAGCACACAUAGCUGCAGAAGAAGCUGCCAAGGGUAUAGAUGAUGCUCUGACUCAGGGGGAGAAAUCUUACUUUGAUGUCUCUCCUUUAGUGUUGAAGACUCUAGAAGAGCUACAGAAAGAGAAGCAGAUUCUGCGAGCAAGAUUGGAUCGACAGGACUCCGUCAACUCCAACAUUCAGAACCUGCUGACUCAGUUGCUUCAAAGGAUGCCGCGUCCUCCAAACCCUUAG